Molecule: messenger RNA, 7134 nt
Organism: Mus caroli (Ryukyu mouse)
Lineage: Eukaryota; Metazoa; Chordata; Mammalia; Rodentia; Muridae
Gene: Znf646
Product: zinc finger protein 646
Biological process (GO): regulation of transcription by RNA polymerase II
Cellular component (GO): nucleus
Molecular function (GO): RNA polymerase II cis-regulatory region sequence-specific DNA binding; DNA-binding transcription activator activity, RNA polymerase II-specific
Source: RefSeq, a predicted model, not a curated record
UCCGUGCGGAAACACUGCCCGCAGGAGGGACAGGAAGUGUUCCCAGGCGGAAGUUUCGCGGGGAAGCAUUAGCAUCUAGGACACUUCCUGGUUCCUGGUAACAAUAGGAAGUGUCCGCGGAACUGGGCUAGACUCUGGGUUCAUACCAGCUGUCCCUGCUCCCCCUACCUCCUCCUCUGUCCCGCGUCUUUCCCUCAGCUACUACUCCCGGGAACCCUGGCUGAGUGUGCGUGUGUAUGGCCUCGAGAACCCUCGCACCAGCCACCACUUAGGGCUCGCGGCUGCAGUUAGGGUAAGGGUCCCAGUGCGCAGGCGCGCUCCCGUUCACGACCUCCAACGGACGCGCCGGCGGCGGGAACCAGAAGGCACUCCUGGUGCGAGGUAGGGAUCUAGAGAAGAAAUUGGCAGAAAAGACUAGUGACUCUAGAGGAAUGUGAUGGUGGUUGGUUAGGAAAAGGGGACUCGAGUGAAGGAGUUUUGAGAAGUGAAAAUUCUGGGACCAGGCUCAGCUGGUGAGAUUAGAAAUAGUUGUGCUAGGGUCUCAGGAGACUAGUCAGCCCCGGAGAAAGGCCAGAUGAUGUGGCAGAAAUGAAUAGCUGCUGCUGGUUUUGGAAUGAAGGUUGCCUCUUGAAGUGAGUUUAUGUAAAAAAAACGAGAUAACACGGCGUUGGAUUUAGUGACGUAAAUAUACUUACAAGCUUAUCUUGGUGUCGCAUGAUUCUAGUCCCAGUUUGGGAAGUGAGGGCUACGUAGUGAGACCCUGUCUGAAAUGCCACCCACCCACCCCAAAUACACUUGUGUAACAUCAGUGCUUAGCACAUGGUACUGUCCAGCCUGAGUUGUUAUCAUAAUUUAGAGAGAAAGUAGAAGAGGGAAUGAAAAGUGUUGGAGACAGCAAGGUAAGGUAGGCAGGGGAUAGAAAAGGCAGAGGAUAAAAUGAACUUUCAACCUGAAAUGGAAUGGGAUUAAAUGUACUUAAAGGAAGUAAAACUAACGCCUAACAGGGAAACAGUGUGAUGCAGAAAAGGCAGAAACCAGGCUCGUCCCUAAGAGGGCCUCUACCUUCUACAGCACGUAGGUGACCACUGAAGAAAGCAGCUGCUCUGCCGUUCUUUUCAGACCACUCAGUUUAGCUGAAGAGUGAAGAAAGAAGGGUUGCACUUCUGUUACUGUAAGGCCUGCCCAACAGUCGUGGCUGUCACCUUCAAUCUCAACUCUCAGGAGUCUGAGGUCUCAGCCCUUCUGCAGAGAGAAUGCUGCUGCCACCUGUCUGUCCCUCCUGAACCUUCAGGGUUUUUUACUGCUUUGCCCCAUGGAGGACAUGCCCCUCUCAUUCAGUUGCUCUGACUGUCAGCGCCACUUUCCUAACCUCCCAGAACUGGCACGGCAUCGAGAACUGCGCCAUUCAUCUGCUAAGCAGGACAGGGAGGAAGCUGAUGGCAUCCCUCACCCCUAUGGCAGUCACCCAGAGAACUUAGCCAACCACCAGAGGAACCAUGAGACUGGUCUUUUCCCCUGUACCACCUGUGGCAAGGAUUUUUCUAAUCACUUGGCCCUCCAGAGCCAUAUGAGGACUCAUGCUCCUGAGAGCCACCGAAGGCACGGGCCCCCACGUGCUGGGGAAACCGCUCCACACCUUCAGAGUGAGACCAUGGCUACUGACUCCUGGGGUCAGAGGCUUGGAUCUGGGGAAGGCUGGGAAAAGCAGACAAAGUUGGUACGAGAGACACGUGACUGGGAAUCUGGAGCUGACCCCAGGGCAGCGUCAGGGACGUGGGAAGAUCCACCUACCAAACAAAGACAAGGCUUAGAAAUGCAGCCAGAUUCUAAAGGAGGUACAGCGGGCUGGGUGCCCACCGUCAAUUCCGAAGGAGCAUCACCACUCCCCAAUCCAGCGAGCAACCUUCUUAGCAAUUUGGAACAGUAUUUGGCUGAAUCAGUAGUGAACUUCACAGAGGCGCAGGAGCCCCCUGAGCCUCUUCCCACUGCAGGGGAGCGAAGGUACAAGUGUGGUGAGUGUGGGAAGACCUAUAAGCAUGCCGGGAGCCUCACCAACCACCGCCAGAGCCACACUCGGGGCAUCUACCCUUGUGCCAUCUGUUUCAAGGAGUUCUCUAACCUCAUGGCCCUGAAGAACCACUCGAGACUCCAUGCCCAGUAUCGGCCUUACCACUGUCCUCAUUGCCCCCGUGCCUUUCGGCUCCCCAGGGAUCUGCUGGAACAUCAGCAGUCCCAUGAGGGGCUAAAGCAGGAACAACCAUUGGAAGACAAAGAGAUGCCUACCACAAAUGGACACGCAGAUGAGAGGAGCUGGGGUCAGCUAUCUAAAACAGGGAUGUUGAAUGGUUCUGGGGAGCUCAGCUCUUCUGGACAGCUAGAAGAUGGUGGCUCAGAGGAAUAUCGACCUUUCUGUUGUGGGGACUGUGGCCGUACCUACCGUCAUGCAGGUAGUCUCAUCAACCAUCGAAAAAGCCACCAAACAGGUAUCUACCCCUGUUCCAUUUGUUCCAAGCAGCUAUUCAAUGCGGCUGCUCUGAAAAACCAUAUUCGUGCUCAUCAUAGACCCCGGCAAGGAGCUGGAGAAGGCGGUCAGUCAUCAGUGUCCUCAACUGCUCUUACGUCAGCCGAGAAUACUCCAAAAGAAGAUGAGGUUCCCACUGCCAGCCUGGACCAUCGUCCCUAUAAGUGUAAUGAGUGUGGUCGGGCUUACCGCCACAGAGGGAGCCUGGUGAACCACCGCCACAGCCACCGGACAGGAGAGUACCAGUGUUCACUCUGUCCUCGAAAAUACCCCAACCUUAUGGCUCUGCGCAACCAUGUGCGGGUACAUUGCAAGGCUACACGCCGAAGUACAGAUCCAGGGACUGAAGGUUCACCCAGCCCUGUUAAGAAAGAACAACACGAUCCAGUGGGAAUGGAAGCAGCAUUCCACGCAGAUGAGGAACAUGUAUGCAAGCGUGAAGAAGAGGCCACCAGUAACCCUCCAACGGCAGAUAGGACAGUGCCACAGGUGUGUAGCAUUUGUGGGAUGUUGUUUGAAGAUCUCAAAAGUCUCGAACAUCAUAGCAUGACCCACAGGGAAGGAGAAAGAAGCAGGGUAGACAGCACGGUGUCACCAACUAGAACAUUUGCUUGCCAAGACUGUGGCAAGAGUUAUCGCCACUCAGGCAGCCUUAUUAACCACAGGCAGACCCACCAGACAGGAGACUUCAGUUGUGGGACGUGUGCCAAGCAUUUCCACACCAUGGCUGCUAUGAAAAGCCACUUACGGCGUCACAGUCGGCAGUGGAACAGGAGGCAUCAGAAACAAGAUAGUAGUAGUACAGGGGAAGUAGCCAAACUCCCACCUGGGGGCGCCUGGACCUUGAAGCUGGAAAACGAUGAGGACCCAGAUUCUUCCCAAGAUCCUUUAGGAGAAAGUCCUUGUGAAACUGAAGACAACCUGGAAAGGGAUGGGGACUGUUUGCAGGCUGGAUCUAGAGGCAACGAAUGUGUGCUUAAAAGGGAGGAAGCCUGUUUUCUGGGUGAUAAAGAGGGCACUGAGGAAGGACUAGAAGAGAGAGAGGCCUGUUUCCUUGAUGACCUAGGCACCCCAGGUGAUGAGUGCAAUGAAACUGGCUUCUGUGGUGGCCUCCCUGGGAUGGACAGUGACGGGAAGAGGGGCAUUUGCCACUCUGACUCUUCCUCCCACCCUGCUGACUCUGACACUGUCUGGAAGGCUGCAGCCACUCACACAUGUUCCGACUGUGGGGAUUCUUUCUCCCAUGCUGCUGGCCUGUUGAGCCAUAGGUCCUGCCACCCUCCAGGCAUCUAUCAAUGCUCUCUCUGUCCAAAGGAAUUUGAUUCUCUGCCUGCCCUUCGAAGUCACUUCCAGACCCAUCGGCCAGGAGAGGUAGCCUCAGCACAGCCCUUCCUCUGCUGCCUGUGCGGUAUGAUCUUUCCUGGGAGGACUGGCUACAGGCGUCACCUGCGCCAGGCUCAUGGAGCUUCUGCCAUGACUGAGGGCUCAGAAGAGGAGGAGGAAGGCACAGCAGAAACAGCCUCUACCCAUAGUCCUCCCCUGCAACUCUCAGAAGCAGAGCUGCUGAAUCAGCUGCAGCGUGAGGUGGAAGCUCUAGAUGGAGCAGGUUAUGGUCAUAUUUGUGGUUGCUGUGGUCAGACCUAUGAUGACCUGGGGAGCCUGGAGCGUCACCACCAAAGUCAAAGUUCUAGCAAUAGGACAGAGAAUGUUCCUAGCCAUUUGGAAGGAGCAGGUGAUGCAACAGAAAUGAUUGCAGAUCAUGGCUUUGAGGGCACAGUGACCUCCGUCUCAGAAGAAGAUGGGGACAUAAAGUCUGAAGAAGGAGUUGGUGGCACAGUUGCAGACAGCCUUUGCAUGCAGGCUGGUGAAAGCUUUCUGGAGUCCCACCCUCGCCCUUUCCAAUGUAAUCAGUGUGGCAAGACCUAUCGCCACGGAGGCAGCUUGGUGAACCACCGAAAGAUCCACCAGACAGGUGAUUUCAUCUGUCCUGUCUGUUCCCGCUGCUACCCCAAUCUGGCUGCCUACCGGAACCAUCUGCGGAAUCACCCUCGCUGCAAAGGUUCAGAGCCCCAAAUGGGGCCCAUCUCAGAACCAGGAGGCUGCACUGAGCCCCAGAAUGCAGCAGAGGCAGGGCGGGAGCAGGCUGUCAUAGGGCAACUCCAAGAAGAGCUUAAAGUGGAGCCCUUGGAGGAGCUGGCAGGUGUCAAAGAAGAAGUGUGGGAGGGGACCGCCGCUGUAAAGGAAGAGGAGCUGGAGCAGGAGUUGGAGACAGACUGUCAGACUGAGGUCACCUCGGAGCGGCCCUUUAGCUGUGAAGUGUGUGGCCGCACCUACAAGCAUGCUGGCAGCCUUAUCAAUCACCGGCAGAGCCACCAGACUGGCCACUUUGGCUGCCAGGCCUGCUCCAAGGGUUUCUCAAACCUCAUGUCACUCAAGAACCACCGGCGCAUCCAUGCAGACCCUCGACAUUUUUGCUGCAGUGAAUGUGGGAAAGCCUUUCGCCUGCGGAAGCAGCUGGCCAACCACCAGCGAGUCCAUGCUGAGAGACGCAGGAGUAGGGGCACCCAGAAACUGACUCGUGAGGACCGGCCUUUCAGAUGUGGGAAGUGUGGCCAGACUUACCGCCAUGCUGGCGGUCUCAUGAACCACCAGUGCAACCCUGAGGCCGGCCGUUACAGCUGCCCUCUCUGUUCUAAGACCUAUUCCAACCGCACAGCCCUGAAAGACCAUCAGAGGGGACAUUCUGAUAGUCAGCGGCGGCUACAGUCAGGAUGUCCCCAGAGGGCAGCAGCUGUACAUUGUACCCUAUGUGGCUGUGGCUUUUCUGGCCAGGGAUCUCUAGAGCAGCAUCUACGGGAGCAUGAGGACACCAAACUAGAGGUAGCCAGUGGCCAGGGAGGCCAACAUGGUGCAGAAGGCAGUGAGGAGAACCUUGAUGACUGGGGGCUGGAGGGCAGGUCAGAUGGUACUGAGGCAGUACUGCAGGUGGAACAUGAAACCAAGAGGCCUGGAGAGCACAGUCAGAGUCCCAGUAGCCCAGUGUGUUCAGAAGGCACAGAAUCCACACAGCAGGUGGGGAAAGUAGAUGGGAGUCAAGGAGACAGAGGACAAAUGAACCACAAUGGUGCCUGGGUUCUUCAGGAUGAGUUAACCAAGCCAGAAGGCAAGUUGGAAGACACUGUCUCCAGGAAUCCUUGUCACCUCUCUGAGAGCCAGUCCAAUGGUCCUACUCUAAGAUAUAGGGAUAGUUGGAAUGGUGCUGACAGCAGCUCUCAGCUCCAACCAGAGAGCCACUGCUGCAGCCAGUGUGGCAAGGCCUACUGUCAACCUGAUGGCCUCUUGAACCCCAGCAUUAACGGGAAAGACUGCCACAGUUGUUUGCUCUGUUCCAAAGAGUUCUUGAAUCCUGUGACCACUGAGAUCCACAACCACACUACUGCCCAGCGCUUUGCUUGUAGUAAUUGUAGCAAAGUGUGUGAGUCCCACAGUGAACUGGCCACACACAUGAAGACUCAUGCUGUUGAGCACAGUCAGAUGGAGAAGACCAGAGGUCCACAGGCUGGGAUGGCAGAGGUGGGUCCUCCUGGUCCAGGGAAAGCUCAGGAGGCCCCAUCAGGACUUCCUGGAGACCCAGAGGAGGAUGGGGUGCCAGCUUACGGAGGACAAGGAAUACAUUUCACAGCAGCUGAAGACAAGGAGCGUCCCUUUUGCUGUGCUCAGUGUGGGCGUUCAUACCGCCAUGCCGGUAGCCUGCUGAACCACCAGAAGGCCCACACCAUUGGACUCUACCCCUGUUCCCUGUGUCCCAAACUUCUGCCUAACCUGCUGUCUCUCAAGAACCACAGCCGGACCCACACGGACCCCAAGCGCUACAGCUGCAACAUCUGUGGCAAGGCUUUCAGAACCGCUGCCCGGCUUCAGGGCCAUGGACGGGUCCACGCACCCCAGGAGGGACCAUUCACCUGUUCUCAUUGUCCUCGCCGUUUCCGCCACCGAAUCAGCUUUCUGCGACACCAGCAGCAGCACCAGGAAGAGUGGCCAGUGUCUAGCUCAGGAGCCUCAGUGGCACCAGCAGCAAGCAGAGAGGACUCCUCUACAGCCUCGCUUCCAAACCCCUCACCCCAGUGGCCUGCGGACCUCAGUCUCUCCCUCUGAACGUCAGGUCUCCAAAGAACAGUUCACUGAAGUAUGGGGUGCAGGCAGGGAGAGGCUUGCUCUCCACAUUUUGCUCAGGAGUUGCUUGGGCAUCCCCAUCUCCUCUUCCCACGAAGAGGACCCUAAUCUGGCUUUUUCCCCCGAGAAGGGCAUGAGGUAGUCUUCAUGUCUGUGCCCAUGAAGGAUGAAGGAUCUCCUUCCCAACCCUUUGUCACCAUGUUUUUCCAGGGCCAGACUCUGCCAAAAUGCAGAGAUAGCCAGAUUCUCACCCAGGGAGAGGCAGAUCAGAGAGAACCACUGGUGUGAAAGCUGCCUGUGGCAGGGGAGCCUUUUACUAUAGUUUGUAACUUAUUUUCUAAAAUCUAUUUUGUAACAAUUUAAGUUUUAAAAAAGGAAAAUUGCUCCCCAAACCCCCCCACCCUCAAGGGGGAAAAAAAAACAAAUUUUUUUUCACAACA